CAUAUAUAUAUAUUAACAAUGAGUAAGUAACAAUAGGAGAUAGAAAUGCAUGAUGUACAACAAUAGGAUACAUACAUAUCUCAUCUUGACCUAUUAAAAGAAGAUGAUAGUCAUCCUAUAAUGUGGUUACUACAUAUUCUGCUAAAAGCAUGCGCCUUUUUUUCGUACUUACUUUUGGGAUAUUUCAUUUAAAAUAUGUUUUAUGAGAUGAUAAUUUUAUUGAUUUGUCAUGGGGUUGAUUUUUAUUUGGUAAAAAAUGUUACCGGAAGAUAUUUAAUUGGAGUAAGAUGGUACACAGAUUUAUCAUUUCAUGGUUAAGAGAUUUAUAAAUAUGAAUUUUAUAACAAAGGAGAAGUGAAUGCAAUAGAUUCAACAGUUUUCUGGUAUUGCCAAUUUGGGUCUUCUUGUUUAUGGGCUUUCUUCGUUUUUGCAAACAUAUUUUAAUUCGGACUUAUAGAUAUAUUCUUAGCAGGUAUUGGAGCUUGUCUGAACUGGAUUAAUCUAUGGGGAUAUUACAAGGGAUCUUAAGAGUAAUAAAAAAAAAUGAGAAACAUUAAACAGUUUCUUGCCAAGAAGGGAGCCAAAUACCUGAUUAAUUAAAAAUGACCAAUAUCAAUUUUAGUUUUAUUAUGUAUAUUUACUAAAGAAACUUUAAAUGAA
Paramecium tetraurelia is the source of this 660-nucleotide messenger RNA. RefSeq lists its product as uncharacterized. The record is from RefSeq and is a predicted model, not a curated record. The transcript has 3 exons. Gene Ontology annotation, cellular component: Golgi membrane. Gene Ontology annotation, biological process: protein secretion; vesicle-mediated transport. NCBI's taxonomy places the organism in Eukaryota, Ciliophora, Oligohymenophorea, Peniculida, Parameciidae.